CCGGCUAGGGAGCCCGCGGCGGCGGCGGCGGCGAUGGCGGACGUGCUGAGCGUCGGCGUGAACCUGGAGGCCUUCUCCCAGGCCAUCAGCGCCAUCCAGGCGCUGCGCUCCAGCGUGAGCAGGGUGUUCGACUGCCUCAAGGAUGGCAUGCGGAACAAGGAGACGCUGGAGGGCCGCGAGAAGGCCUUCAUCGCGCACUUCCAGGACAACCUGCACUCCGUCAACCGGGACCUCAACGAGCUGGAACGUCUGAGCAAUCUGGUAGGCAGGCCGUCUGAGAACCAUCCUCUCCAUAACAGUGGCCUGUUAAGCCUGGAUCCUGUGCAGGACAAAACUCCUCUCUACAGUCAACUCCUUCAGGCAUAUAAAUGGUCUAAUAAGUUGCAGUACCACGCGGGCCUGGCGUCCGGCCUGUUGAACCAGCAGUCGCUGAAGCGCUCCGCCAACCAGAUGGGAGUCUCCGCCAAGCGCAGGCCCAAGGCGCAGCCCACCACCCUCGUCCUGCCUCCGCAGUACGUAGACGAUGUGAUCAGCCGCAUCGACAGGAUGUUUCCCGAAAUGUCCAUCCACCUCUCCAGGCCCAAUGGAACGUCAGCAAUGCUUCUGGUGACCUUGGGGAAGGUGUUGAAGGUGAUUGUCGUCAUGAGGAGCCUGUUCAUCGACCGGACGAUAGUGAAGGGUUACAACGAAAACGUCUACACCGAGGAUGGCAAGCUGGAUAUAUGGUCCAAAUCUAACUACCAGGUGUUCCAGAAGGUGACGGACCAUGCCACCACUGCCCUGCUCCACUACCAGCUGCCCCAGAUGCCGGAUGUCGUGGUCAGGUCCUUCAUGACCUGGCUGCGGAGCUACAUCAAGCUGUUCCAGGCCCCCUGCCAGCGCUGCGGGAAGUUCCUGCAGGACGGCCUGCCCCCCACCUGGAGGGACUUCCGGACCCUCGAGGCCUUCCACGACACCUGCCGGCAGUGACCCCGCCCUGCCGGGCCCAGGUCCGCACAGCCCGCCCCCCGUAAGACGCAUGCCGCUCGCGAGGCCUGAGCCUCUGGAAGGACAGAUUCCGUCUGAUGGGACACUCGCGGGCGUGCGGGGGGCAGAGGCCUUAGCGCCCAGUGUGAGGAGCGUGCAGCGCGUGGCGUGGGCGAUGCUGGCGCUCCACCCUCCUGGAUCGUGUUCCCAGUCACUCCCGUGAGCCCAUGGUCCGGAUGAGCCCCAUGUUCACACACAUUGUCGCGCUGGGUGUGCUGUUCUGUUUGUAACUUAUUUUUAUAAGCAAUAAACCUGUACCCAGGGUAA
This is a messenger RNA of Miniopterus natalensis, 1293 nucleotides long. It is a transcript of the gene MED27, whose product is annotated as mediator complex subunit 27. Gene Ontology annotation, cellular component: mediator complex. The record is from RefSeq and is a predicted model, not a curated record. NCBI's taxonomy places the organism in Eukaryota, Metazoa, Chordata, Mammalia, Chiroptera, Miniopteridae. Gene Ontology annotation, biological process: regulation of transcription by RNA polymerase II. Gene Ontology annotation, molecular function: transcription coactivator activity.